GCUACCACUGUGUCUCUUCGCACAACCCCGGAUAAAAGAAAAAGUUACCUCUUCUCUUCCCAUCAUAUACACCUUUUAUUUUCGUCUCUUUUCCUGUCCACUUUCCUCAUCAUAGCUCAACUUCUUGUUCUAGAUACAAUAUUAUACAUAUAAACAAAAAGGUUAUUGUUCUAGCUCAAGUUUGAUUCUUGAAAACCCAAACAAGAAGAAAACCCAGAGAAUGCUAUUGAACUCUCCAAUGACCCAGCUGAAAGAAUCCCCAGCUGCACCCUUUGCUUCCUUGUUUCACCAUCAUAGGGACUUUUGCAAGUUUGGGUAUUCUGCAAGGAGUUUUUCUGAGCAUAACCACCGGUUCAAGAUUGUUGGGCAGUCUUUGGGGGAUAAAUGGAAGCUGAAUGACAUAAAUGCUAAUGCAGUGCAAGAAAGAUUAAGCCUAUGGCUAUUGAAGACCCAAAACUUUUUUAAUGAAGUGACUUCUCCACUUGUAAAACCUGGUCAAAGUAGAAAGCCUGAUCCUGGAGAUGCUUUUGAUGCUCAAGAUAUGGGGGACAUAUUUGUGGCAGAACAGACCAUUCAUAGCAGGACACCAAAUGGGAUUCUCUCUUUAGCCGCUAUUGUAUCAAUUGAGCAAUUUAGCAGGAUGAAUGGAUUGACUGGGCAGAAAAUGCAGAAAAUAUUUAAAGCACUAGUUCCUGAAUCUGUACAUAAUAAUGCCCGUUAUUUGGUCGAGUAUUGCUGCUUUAGGUUCUUGUCGCGGGAUAGUUCUGAUAUUCAUCCUUCUCUCAAGGAACCAGCCUUCCAGAGACUGAUAUUCAUAACAAUGCUUGCGUGGGAGAAUCCUUACCAUGAAGAGCUUGCAAAUAUUUCGGAGAAAGCUUCUUUUCAGGGGAAGCUUGUUAGUAUAUCAGCUUUUGUUCGUAUAGCUCCUGCCAUUUCUGGUGUAUCUGAUCGGUCAACAGUGCACAAUUUAUUCAAGGCACUUGCUGGUGAUGAAAAGGGCAUCUCUUUGAAUGUGUGGCUAACUUAUAUUAGAGAACUUCUCAAAGUGCAUGAAGGACGGAGAUCAUACCAGAUUCGAGAAUUUCCCCAGUUUUGUGAGGAGAGAAUCUUAUGCAUUGCUUCCAGCAGUAAGCGGCCUGUUCUUAAAUGGGAGAAUAAUAUGGCAUGGCCAGGAAAGCUUACUCUAACUGAUAGAGCAAUCUAUUUUGAGGCAAUUGGCUUACGAGGUCAGAAAGAUGCCAUAAGACUGGAUCUUACUAGACAUGGAGUACGAGUGGAGAAAGCAAAGGUUGGACCUUUGGGAUCUGUUCUGUUUGACUCUGCUGUGUCCAUUUCCUCUAGCACCGAGUCAAAACCAUGGGUCCUGGAAUUUGUUGACUUAGGAGGUGACAUGAGGCGAGAUGUCUGGCUUGCAUUUUUAAGUGAAGUUAUUGCUUUACACAAGUUCAUGCAUGAGUAUGGGCCUGAGGAUGGUGAUGAAUCAUUGUUUCAUGUAUAUGGUGCGCACAAAGGGAAGGAAAGAGCUACUACCAGUGCUAUUAACAGUAUAGCCAGACUUCAGGCCCUUCAAUUUAUGCGGAAGUUAUUUGAUGAUCCCAGCAAACUUGUUCAGUUCUCAUAUUUAGAAUAUGCACCUUAUGGGCAUGUUGUUUGCCAAACUCUAGCUGUAAACUAUUGGGGUGGACCUCUAGUUACAAAAUCUAUAGGGGCAAGCAAUCAACCGAUUCAAGGAGCAUGGCCCGCUGAUGAGGUAUUUGAAAGUAGUAAUCAUGUCUUUGACAUAGAUGGAAGUGUUUACUUGCAGAAGUGGAUGAGAUCUUCAACAUGGGCUUCUAGUGCUUCAACUACUUUCUGGAAGAACUCUUCGAUAAGGCAAGGGGUGGUAUUAAGUAAAAAUCUAGUUGUGGCUGAUCUGACUCUUGUCGAAAGGGCAGCAGAAACAUGCAAACAAAAAUACCACAUGGUCGAGAAAACUCAAGCCACAAUUGAUGCUGCAAUGCUUAAAGGGAUACCCAGUAACAUUGAUCUUUUCAAGGAACUUAUGCUUCCUCUAGCAAUGGCUCUGAAGAACUUUGAAAAACUUAGGCGCUGGGAGGAGCCGCACUUGACUGUUUCUUUUCUUGUGUUCGCGUAUACAAUAAUUUUCAGAAGUUUGCUGUCAUAUAUAUUUCCCAUGGCCUUGAUGAUUAUGGCAGCUGGCAUGCUAACAUUGAAGGGACUCAAGGAGCAAGGUCGCCUUGGACGAUCUUUUGGGAAAGUUACUAUCCGUGAUCAGCCACCAUCAAAUACUAUUCAAAAGAUUAUAGCUGUAAAAGAUGCCAUGCGUGAUAUGGAAAACUCUCUGCAGACUCUGAAUGUCACACUACUGAAAAUACGCACUAUUCUUCUCUCAGGUCAGCCUCAGAUAACCACUGAGGUUGCACUGGUGCUGUUAUCUUCCGCAACCAUUCUACUCGUUGUCCCUUUUAAGUAUAUACUUGCCUUUCUUCUCUUUGAUUUGUUCACGCGCGAACUUGAGUUCAGAAGGAAAAUGGUUAAGAAGUUCAUAAAUUCUUUGAGGGAGAGAUGGGACACUGUGCCUGCAGCCCCUGUAGUUGUAUUACCAUUUGAAAGUGAAGAAUCCAGAUCAGAAACAGAAACAAAGGAAAUGGUGAACCAAGCAAAACUGGAAUGAAGUCAGAACAGUGACAAUGUAGGUACAGUGCGAUAGUUUUGUUACUAAAGAUUUAGUAUUAGCUUUAGAGAAAAGAACAUGUGAUCUCAUUGCAAUUUUUUUUUUUUUUCCCCUUUUUCUUCCUUUUUUUAUGGUUUUGAGAUUCUUUUGUAUAGAAAUAGAACACUAUCUUCUGUUCUUUUUUUACUGUACUAUUAGUUUAGUUUAUUCAUAUUA
This is a messenger RNA of Corylus avellana, 2890 nucleotides long. Its product is annotated as chromosome-partitioning protein, putative (DUF639). The record is from RefSeq and is a predicted model, not a curated record. NCBI's taxonomy places the organism in Eukaryota, Viridiplantae, Streptophyta, Magnoliopsida, Fagales, Betulaceae.